This is a messenger RNA of Beta vulgaris subsp. vulgaris (sugar beet), 1054 nucleotides long. RefSeq names its product GTP-binding nuclear protein Ran-3. Gene Ontology annotation, cellular component: nucleus; cytoplasm. Gene Ontology annotation, molecular function: GTP binding; GTPase activity. NCBI's taxonomy places the organism in Eukaryota, Viridiplantae, Streptophyta, Magnoliopsida, Caryophyllales, Amaranthaceae. The record is from RefSeq and is a predicted model, not a curated record. The transcript is spliced from 8 exons. Gene Ontology annotation, biological process: protein import into nucleus; ribosomal subunit export from nucleus. The coding region runs from base 208 to 873 and encodes 221 amino acids.
CGAAAAAAAACAUCACUCAAUCACUGAAUCACACACAUUCUUCCCUAAACAAUAAAAGUUGAAAGAAAGCAGUAUACAUUACAUUACUACAUAAUCUCUCUUUAAAACAGAAAAUAUUUUCUUCUCAUUUUUGCGUCAAAUUAAAGCUUACUAUACCUCUAUAAAUACUUUCCCCUCAUUUCUCUCAAUUCAUCUUCGCCGAAAUCAAUGGCUUUACCAAAUCAACAGACUGUUGAAUAUCCUAGCUUCAAGCUUGUCAUCGUUGGUGAUGGCGGCACUGGAAAAACCACCUUUGUAAAGAGGCAUCGUACUGGGGAGUUUGAAAAGAAAUACGAACCAACUAUUGGUGUAGAGGUUCAUCCACUGGAUUUCACAACAAAUCGUGGGAAAGUUAGAUUUUACUGUUGGGAUACUGCUGGACAGGAGAAGUUUGGAGGUCUUAGAGAUGGUUACUAUAUUCAUGGCCAGUGCGCUAUCAUAAUGUUUGAUGUUACAGCCCGACUUACUUACAAGAACGUUCCAACUUGGCACCGUGAUCUUUGCCGUGUCUGUGAAAAUAUCCCCAUCGUUCUGUGCGGAAACAAAGUUGAUGUGAAGAACAGGCAAGUGAAGGCAAAACAAGUAACAUUUCACAGGAAGAAGAAUUUGCAAUACUAUGAGAUAUCUGCAAAGAGCAACUACAACUACGAGAAGCCUUUCUUGUACCUUGUCCGGAAGCUUGCUGGAGACCCGAACCUUAGUUUCUCAGAGGAGCUUGCUCUUGUCCCGCCUGAAGUAUCGAUUGACUUGGUCGCACAACAACAGCAUGAACAAGAACUUCUACAAGCAGCUGCGCAGCCAUUGCCCGACGACGACGAUGAUACAUUCGAGUAGUGGCCAGAUUUUGAGAAGAAGUUUAUAGUAGUAUGUUUUUGUGGGGCGUGUCUUUGGAAGAACACGAAACUUAUUACGUAGGUCUAUAUUACUUUCUCAGGCAGCAAAUGUUAGUACUUUAUUCUCCUUUCGUCUUGUGGGAUGUUGAUUAUGGUAUAUAAUAGUAGUAUUAUCUAGUAAA